AUGUGGCUCAUGAUUUUAUUAAUGUUGUUGUUUUCGGUGAUGAGCCAAUUGACGCUGGCAAAAAACAACGAAUCCGUCGAUCACUGCUAUGGAGGUCGGUUUCACAGCACGUUAUUGGAGAAAUUUUACUUUAGUGGCGUGUUCAUUGUACUCUACGGGCACUUUUUCUGUUUUGCGCUGUUGAUAUGUGUCUUGUGCUUUCGUAUAAUGACGGGAGGCUGGGGAAACGCCCCUCAAGAAGACACGGCCAUAUCGAACAUAGAGGACAUCAUCGAUGAUAACAGCGACUCCUCCUCUUCAUCCAGUACACCUUCUCAACGACAAAGUGAUAAAGAUACACGUAUAGUGUCGUGGAUUAAUGAUAUGUUCCACAUCAGUGAAAAUGCAAUAAGGAGGAAGUGUGAGGGGGAUGUGAUUAAUUAUUUGUCCUUCCAGCGUCACAUCAUUGGUCUGUUAAUAGUUUUGACUGCAUUGUCAAUGGGCGUCAUCUUUCCCUUAAAUUAUUCAGGAACACGUUUUGAAUCGGACCGUUAUUUUGGAAUAACGACUAUUGAUAAUAUGCAUAAUGAGCUAGGUUUGUGGGUGCACAAUGUGUUUUCUGUAUUUUACCUCUUCUUGACUGUAUACAGCAUGAGAAGGCACACGUGGAAAAUGCACGACAGAGAUGACGAACGGGCGAACUCUACAUUGAUGGUGACUGGAAUCCCCAAAGAUGCAGAAGCAGUGGAGAUAAAGCAUCACUUUGAGCAGGCAUAUGAAUACUGUCAUGUGGAAGAUAUACGUAUCUGUUAUGACUUCUCAAAACUUUUGGAGCUGUUUAAUAAACGGAAGAGGGCGGAGAGCCAAAAAAACCACUACCUUAAACUGCAGGCUCAGGGCACCACUGCAAUGAUGACUCCAAAGUUUUGUAGGCAUUUCUGGUGUUUCAAAUGUUACAAGCAGGAAGAGGCAGUCGAGUAUUACGCCAAGCUGGAGGAAUCAUUAUCGCAGAUCUUCAUGGAGGAGAAAGCGAAAAUUCAGAAGAAACAUUUACAAAUGGUCUUUGUCACUUUUCAGAACGAGGACAUAGCUGAAAGAAUCUUAAGGGACUUCAACAUGUGCAUAUAUCGUGGCUGUCACUGUCGUCAAGAAUCCAAGACCUCAUCGAUGAGCGUCAAGCUUAAGACAGAUAAGUGGACUGUCAGCUCUGCACCCGAUCCACAUAAUGUCCUCUGGAACCAUCUGGCAGUGGGCGGGAUCUUGUGGUGGCUACGCUUUUUUGUCAUCAAUUUUCUACUCAUCCUCCUCCUCUUUUUUUUUACAACUCCGACCAUCAUAAUAGCCACUUUGGAUGACUUCAAUCUUACUGACACAUUGGAAACCCUAAACAAUCCACUGGUUACUCAGUUUUUACCCACCUUCCUCCUGUGGUUGUUCUCCACCUUGCUCCCUACCAUCGUCUACUACUCAUCUAGUUUAGAGUCCCACUGGACUCGGUCAACAGAAAACCAAGUGACAAUGCAUAAGUGCUAUAUUUUUCAUACCAUAAUGGUCCUGCUACUGCCCUCCCUAGGCAUUGGCAAUUUGGAGUUUUUUUUCAAAUGGAUUGUUGAAGCUAAGUUCCUGGCUGAUGCGACACGUCAAUUUGCGUGCAUGUUCCUUCCUGACACAAGCUCCUUUUUUGUUAAAGCUGUGAUUGCAGCUGGUCUCACUGGUAAUGCAAUGGAACUUUUGAGGCUCCCAGCUCUAUUGGUGUACAUGUUUCGUAUUUGCAUGGCUUGCUCUGAGGCAAAGCGGAGAAACAUCAGAAUGUUACCAGCCAAUGAGUUCCCAUGUGGAGCAUCUUAUGCUUGGAUGAUGUGCAUCUUCACAAUAGUUAUGUCCUAUAGUAUCAUCUGCCCGGUCAUAGUCCCGUUUGGACUGAUAUACAUGUUAAUAAAACAACAAGUGGACCGUUAUAGGAUUUACUACAUUUACCGGCCAACCAAACUGAACAAAAAUAUCCAUUCUGGAGCAGUUAAUCAAGCCAUGGUUGGCCCCGUUCUUGGAAUGUUGUGGCUGUUUUUCUUCCUCAUGAAGCGUUUUGGUCGUUUGGCUUAUUUAACCCUAUUCUCAGGUACCAUGCUGCUCAUCAUAGUGCUCAUUUUCAUUGUGCGCACCUUUUUUGGAUAUUUUGCCACAUUAAGUCCUCACAAAUAUCAGGUUGACGCACAACAGCGACGCGAAAGGGACGAAGAAACUGCAGUUGAAGAUCAGAACACAAACUUUUAUUCUCUCUUCCAGUUGGGCUAA
This is a messenger RNA of Nerophis lumbriciformis (worm pipefish), 2271 nucleotides long. The record is from RefSeq and is a predicted model, not a curated record. NCBI's taxonomy places the organism in Eukaryota, Metazoa, Chordata, Actinopteri, Syngnathiformes, Syngnathidae.